This is a messenger RNA of Sturnus vulgaris (Common starling), 1741 nucleotides long. It is a transcript of the gene BET1L, whose product is annotated as Bet1 golgi vesicular membrane trafficking protein like. Lineage: Eukaryota; Metazoa; Chordata; Aves; Passeriformes; Sturnidae. The record is from RefSeq and is a predicted model, not a curated record.
GAGUCCGAGCGCCAUGGAGGACCUGCUGGAUGUGGAGAACAAGCGGAUGGCCGAUAGCCUGGCCAGCAAGGUCACCAGGCUGAAGUCGCUGGCUCUGGAUAUUGACAAGGAUGCUGAGGAACAGAACCGCUACCUGGAUGGCAUGGACUCGGAUUUCCUGAGCGUGACGGGGCUGCUGUCGGGCAGUGUGAAGCGUUUCUCCGGCAUGGCGCGCUCUGGCCGGGACAACCGCCGGCUGCUGCUCGCCGUGUCCGUGGCCCUCAUCCUCAUCUUCUUCAUCCUCUACUACCUGGUGUCCCGGGCAGGCACCUGAGCCCGGGCUGGGAGGUGUCACAGACCCCCGAGCAGGGCAGGUGGCACAGGCCAGACCCCACCAUCCGCAGACCUGUCCACACGUUUUCCAGAGGAGCCUUCGGCCACAACUUCACCUUCCCGGUGACUUUUCCUCCCUCCAGCUCCUCAUUGUUGCUGGGCCCAGACAGCUCUUCCAAAACAAGUUUGGCUCCAAAGGGAUCUUCAUGUCGAACAUGAUUUUGGGGUCAUGGCUCAGGCCGUGACCUCCUGCCUUGUCCACAAUCCCGUGGGCUGUUUUUAAGGGCCACUUCCGCAUCACCUCUCUUGCUGAAAACCCGUAACUAACAAAUCCAGGGACUUGUGGAUACUCCAUAAUCCAUCUGAGCUUUGCAAGCUGUAGGAUUUAGGAUGCUGAUUUAUUGGGAUUUGGGAGUACCAGUGUGUGACUUACAUUCCAUGUGGCCGCUCUCCAUUUCCCUGGGACUUGCAGAUCAUACUCCUGGGCUGAAAGGAAACCUGUGCUGUGCUGCUUUAGGAUGGAAUUAGCAAUGGAUCUGGGCCUGGAUACUCUCAAAUUGUGGCAGGGAAAAGAUGCAGGGGAGCAGGACUUUCAUUAAAUCCUGGCUUGGUUGUCUUUAUCAUCCUUGUGGGCAAGCCAGGCUGGACCCUGUGGGAAAGGAUAACCACAUGGAUUUGCAGUUGUGUGGAACCUUCCCACACAUGUGCAAACUAAGUUACUAAAUCAGGGUAAAGAAAUCUGGUGGCAGGAGGUCCAGUUAAUUGUGGUUACCUUGGCACCCUGGUUUUAGACCACUUUGGGGAGAUGUUGUGCCAAUAAAGCAGAGGUUGAAGUGGAAUUCCCCCCGCAGUCAGGAGCUGGGGGGAAUCAAUGAGGGAUUUGUUGAUUUGUUUAUGAAUUUGGAAGGUACAAAAGGAACCCCUGCCUUGACUUGGGGGGUGUCUUUGGUUAUUUGCUUCUCUCUUCCUGCAACAGCCAGGGCUCAGCCAUUCCUCCUCCUCUGAUUCAGACUCCAGCAAACCCUCUUCAUGGAUGGCUGGGUGUUCUUUUGCCUUCUCCCUGUUCCCACUGGGAAUUCCUUUGCCCUUGGGCUAACUCGGGUCCACAGCUAUGAAGGGAAUUUUGUCCCAUGUACCAAACUGCUCACAAAACACACCCUGGCUGGAUUAGGUGUGUUCUUUUUCCCAUAUGGGAAAAAAAUGUGCAGGGAAGGCAAAGAGAAAGAAGCCAGCAGGAACUUCUCUGGCUCUUUCUGUUCUCCUGGUGCAACAUGGCAGCUCUGACUCUUUCCCUUGGGAAGAAUCAAUGGCUUGUAAUUCCUGGAACAGGUGACUCCCGAUGAAAAGCCCCUGAAGCAGCCUGGCCCUCAUCCUGGCGGGGUUUAUUUUGUCUUUCCUGCUGUAAAUAAAGCUGAUUUUAGACCUUUUA